UCUCCCCCCAUGGAUGCUGCAGCGGCGCCUCCUCCAUUUGCAGCGCCUGGGAGCGGAGCGGUGACUGCGCCCGGGACCCCCCGCUCAGCCCCCGGGCCGCCACAGACAUGAACCCGCCGCUCGAUGGAGCUCAGAGCCGGGACAACGGCUGCCGGGGAGCCGAGGGAGGAGAGGAGGCGGCCGGGGAAGCCGCUGUGCAGGAGCCGGGGAGCGGGCACAGGGACAGGGAGGAGUCCGUGGAGGAGAAGCUCCGGAACCUGACCUUCCGGAAACAGGUGUCCUACAGGAAAGCAAUUUCCCGAUCUGGACUUCAGCACCUGGCUCCCGUGCACUGCCCCACCCUGACCAUCUCCAAUGGACCCCUGAAAGAGCCUCGGACCACCCUGGACUGGACUGAGAACGCAGUGAACGGGGAGCACCUCUGGCAGGAGACUAAUGUAUCGGGAGACCUGUGUUAUCUGGGAGAGGAGAACUGCCAAGUCAAGUUUUCCAAAUCAGCCGUACGGAGAAAGUGCGCAGCGUGUAAAAUUGUGGUUCAUGUCGCCUGUAUGGAUCAGCUGGAGAAGAUUAAUUUUAGGUGCAAACCGACGUUUCGUGACGUGACCUCACGAGCUCCGAGAGAGGUCAGACAUUUUUCUUGUUGUUCUAACCAGCAGAAUUUGGUGAGGCAUCACUGGGUACACCGACGGCGGCAAGAGGGAAAAUGCAAGCAUUGCGGGAAGGGUUUUCAGCAGAAGUUUUCAUUCCAUAGUAAGGAAAUUGUGGCUAUCAGCUGCUCGUGGUGCAAGCAGGCGUUUCACAACAAGGUCACCUGCUUCUUGUUACAUCACAUAGAGGAGCCCUGCUCCCUGGGAGCCCACGCUGCGGUCAUCGUCCCUCCAAGCUGGAUCAUUAAGGUGAAGAAACCUCAGGUCAAUGUAAAAAACUCCAGUAGACGGAAGAAGAGGACAUCGUUCAAGAGGAAAGCCAGCAAAAAAGGCUUCGAGGAUAUUAAAGGCCGGGCCUUUGUGAUAAAACCCAUCUCUUCCCCCCUCAUGAAACCUUUGCUGGUCUUUGUGAACCCAAAAAGUGGUGGAAACCAGGGUACAAAAGUGCUGCAGAUGUUUAUGUGGUACCUGAAUCCACGGCAGGUCUUUGAUCUCUCUCAGGAAGGACCACGGGAAGCUCUGGAGUUGUAUAGAAAAGUGCCAAAUCUACGAAUUCUCGCCUGUGGUGGCGAUGGGACGGUAGGCUGGAUCCUUUCUGUCUUGGACGAGCUUCAGGUCAACCCUCAGCCUCCUGUUGCUGUUCUUCCACUUGGUACCGGGAAUGACCUCGCUCGCACUCUUAACUGGGGAGGGGGCUACACAGAUGAACCCGUCUCCAAGAUCCUCUGCCAUGUAGAAGAUGGCACCAUCGUGCAGCUGGACCGCUGGAAUCUACAUGUGGAGAGGAACCCUGAUCUACUCCAUGAGGAGCUGGAUGAUGGGACACAUAAGCUUCCACUAAACGUAUUUAAUAAUUACUUCAGUCUGGGAUUCGAUGCACACGUCACCUUGGAGUUUCACGAGUCUAGAGAAGCGAAUCCAGAAAAAUUCAACAGUCGCUUUCGCAACAAGAUGUUCUAUGCAGGGGCCGCCUUCUCCGACUUUUUACAGAGGAGCUCUAGAGAUUUAUCCAAACAUGUGAAAGUGGUGUGUGAUGGAACCGACCUCACCCCCAAGAUCCAAGAGCUGAAGUUUCAGUGUAUUGUCUUCUUAAAUAUCCCCAGGUACUGUGCUGGCACAAUGCCCUGGGGAAACCCCGGUGACCACAGAGACUUUGAACCUCAGCGGCACGAUGAUGGUUAUAUAGAGGUCAUUGGCUUCACCAUGGCAUCACUGGCUGCCCUGCAGGUAGGUGGCCACGGAGAGCGGCUUCACCAGUGUCGAGAGGUGACCCUGUUGACGUACAAGGCCAUCCCUAUGCAGGUAGAUGGUGAACCCUGCCGCCUCGCCCCCUCCCUCAUUCGUAUUUCCCUAAGAAACCAAGCAAAUAUGGUACAGAAGAGCAAGAGGAGAACGUCCAUGCCCUUACUUAAUGAUGUCCAUAAAGUGCCCACCGCUGACCACCGACGCGUCUCCGCUCCCCCAGACUCCUUCACUGUCCCACAUUCAAUGCCCGACCGGCUACGAAUCCGAGUGAACCGAAUCCGCCUGCAGGUGUACGAGGGGCUGCAUUUCGACAAGGACAAACUACGGGAAGCCUCCAUUCCUCUAGGGAUCAUUGUGGUACGAGGAGACUGUGACCUGGAGACCUGCCGGAUGUAUAUCGACCGCCUACAAGAGGAUCUUCAUUCCGUGAGCGCACACAGAGAUCACUGCCAGGAUCCUGAGAGCCCAUUACCCCGGUUACUCUCCGCCCAGCGUCUCAAUCCUCGAUGGUGCUUCCUAGAUGCUACCUCUGCUGACCGGUUUUACCGUAUAGAUAGAUCUCAGGAACAUCUACAUUUUGUCACUGAGAUUUCCCAGGAUGAGAUCUUCAUAUUAGACCCGGAGGCAGCCGGGAGCCCGCAGGGUAAUGCCGGGACGGGGAUGCCAGAUCUGGUGGUCGAGCAGCCUACAGGGUUGUCGCCUGAAUGGUGGACGCCAACGUGUCGGAAACGUAUAGUGAGUGACAGCUGCGUGCCAGGGAAGUUGUCUCUACAGAACGAGCUCUCAAACAAGGUCCAGGAUUCUCCUCCCUCCAGCGCCCUCCCAUCCCCGGUGUCAGAAGAAGAACAAGCUCUGGUACACGCAGUGCUUGAUGGGGACCUUGACAAGGUCACCGAGUGCUGUGAGAAAGGAGCCAGCUUACGGAUCCAAGGACCAGAGCGCUGCUCUCUGCUACAUAUGGCGGCCAGCGCCGGGCGGGCGGAGAUCGUAUCCUACAUAUUGGAAAACGGAUCUGAGGAUCUCCUGGACAUGGUAGACAGAACCACUGGAGAGACGGCAUUGCACAAAGCUGCUUUUCAGGGACACCGGCAUGUUUGCCAAAUUCUCAUAGAUGCCGGUGCCUGUUUGUUGAAACGGGAUUCCAAGGGACAGACCCCUCUGGACAUAGCCCAAGAAGCUGGAGACUACGAACUUGCAUCCUACUUGGAAACAUGCCAAGCGAAGCAACUUCUUUCCAAUGAAGACCUGGAGACAGCGGUUUGAUGAGUGCAACAGAUGCCAGAAACCAGUUUUGGAAAGAGAAGAGACACGCGUAGCCGAAAAAGGUUCCUGGAAGAAGGCCAUCCUGCCACCCAGGAGAAGGGAAACUGGUCGGAAGAGGCACCCCUUCCACAUGCAAGAUUUUCAGUGCAGGGUGCACUUUCCAGUUUCUUAAGGGCUAAUGAGACUCGCCACGGAACUGCCACUCAAUUGACACGUUGAGGAACGUCGUAAGUGGGGCAAAGGAUGGCAGAGGUGGGGCCGAGCCCUCGCCCCAUGGGGAACCCUCUCUCUCUUUCUCUGUGUAUUCCAACAAGACGCAUGAUCCCGUCCAUUGUCUUUUCUCCUCACUUUGGUCAGACCUCUCCCCCGCUCCGGCAGAAGGAAAAAGACUGAGGCCGGCACAGUGUUAUCAACCUCACAGAUUUUUGUUUUGUUUUUAUUUAAUUAUUAUUAUUAUUUUUUAUUUUUAGAAUCAACUCAUUAAAAAGAGACUGGAAUCUACUCUGAAUGAGCGUGGUUACCAUCCGGACACAAACAUAUUUUAAUUUAUUCAUCAUGUGGAAAUGUCGAGAAAGAUUAAUAUAUUAUUAUUUUUUAAAGAGAAGAUGACAUGACCUAAAAAAUACCGUAUAAUAAUACCACAUGAGAAGACAUCCUGUCACAUUCACAAAUAUAUAGAUAUAUAUCAACGCUCAUAUACCAUGACAUAACCUGUGACAUUUGAUUUGUAACAUUAUUACAUAGAUCGUUGCAAACUACUGUUUUCUGUCAGACAUUUUAGGUUAAUAAAGUCUAAAUGAAGUGUCCUUUUAUUAAAGAUUAACCUU
Messenger RNA from Hyla sarda, 3982 nucleotides. RefSeq names its product diacylglycerol kinase iota (gene DGKI). The coding region runs from base 108 to 3155 and encodes 1015 amino acids. Gene Ontology annotation, biological process: lipid phosphorylation; regulation of synaptic transmission, glutamatergic; diacylglycerol metabolic process. The transcript is spliced from 34 exons. The record is from RefSeq and is a predicted model, not a curated record. Gene Ontology annotation, cellular component: nucleus. Lineage: Eukaryota; Metazoa; Chordata; Amphibia; Anura; Hylidae. Gene Ontology annotation, molecular function: ATP-dependent diacylglycerol kinase activity; protein binding.